This is a messenger RNA of Cololabis saira (Pacific saury), 6167 nucleotides long. RefSeq names its product zinc finger protein 148 (gene znf148). Gene Ontology annotation, biological process: regulation of transcription by RNA polymerase II. NCBI's taxonomy places the organism in Eukaryota, Metazoa, Chordata, Actinopteri, Beloniformes, Belonidae. The record is from RefSeq and is a predicted model, not a curated record. Gene Ontology annotation, molecular function: DNA-binding transcription factor activity, RNA polymerase II-specific; RNA polymerase II cis-regulatory region sequence-specific DNA binding. The transcript has 8 exons. Bases 195 to 2633 code for a protein of 812 amino acids.
GCAGGUUUGACCAGCGCGGCUGGCUAGCUGCUUAGCAGAGUCUCAAACCUAAACCUUAGUGACACAGUGAUGGGCUGACAACUUUACUUUGAGACUGGAUGUAGAUAGGUGACCCAAUCAUCGUUGCAACAGAAGUAUGUGUCAGAGCACAGGAAAAGGUGUCUGUCAUAGAGUAAAUAAGUACUCAAUGCAAGAUGAAUGCAGAGGACAAGCUGGAGGGUAUGUUGCUGAAGUGCAGCAGUGGAGGAAUAGAUGGAGGAGGCAGAGUCAGCCUGGGAGGCGGAGGACUGGUUGUGAUGACCCUGGGUGAACGAUCGCUGGCGAACCACCCCCUGCUGGCCGAGGACGACGACGAUGAGGAUGAAGACGAGGACUUGACUGGAAACUCCCUGGUUACUCAUGAUCUGGUCCCGCCAGAGCAGCUGAUGAUGCAGGAGGAGGUGACAAGGAACGGAGGAGGGGAAGAGGAGGAAGGAGGCGAGGUGGGAGUGCAUUACCCCCUAAAACUCACCAAUAAGUUACCCUGCUUGCUUCAUAUGCCACUGAGCAUCAAACAGGAACUGAAGCUGUCCGACUCAGCAGUCCAUCGAAAGAGGGACCAAAAAGCUAUUAAGGACUUGAUGGUGUGUCCCAAGAAGAAAAAAAGGAAGCAGCGCUCACCAGCAAAGAUUCUCAGCAUGAACGAUGAUGGAUCUUUGGGUGUACAAAACCCCAAGUGUCACAUUUGUGUUCACUGUAAUGCUGCAUUCAGAACAAACUACCAUCUACAGAGACAUGUCUUCAUUCACACAGGGGAGAAACCCUUUCAGUGCAGCCAGUGUGACAUGCGAUUCAUUCAGAAAUAUCUCCUCCAGAGACAUGAGAAGAUCCAUACUGGUGAGAAGCCUUUUCGCUGUGACGAAUGUGGGAUGAGGUUCAUCCAGAAGUAUCACAUGGAGAGACACAAAAGGACUCACAGUGGAGAGAAGCCAUACCAGUGUGACUACUGUCACCAGUAUUUCUCCAGAACAGACCGGGUUUUAAAGCACAGACGAAUGUGUCAUGAAAACAGAGAGAGGAAGACGAACAAGACAGCUGGUGAAGUUGGACCUUUGCGUGAGGCAGAUCCCUUAGGGUCUCCUUUUCUUCCUAAAGAGUGUUCACUACCCAAGAAAAAGCGGCAGAAAUGUGCAGAAAAGAGUUUAGGUGCUUCCACUACUGUGCAGACAGACGGGCACACGUUUGCUGUCAGGGAAACUGAGGAGAAGGAGGAGCAGAGCCAAGGUAAAAUUCAAAGUCCAUCUCUGUACGCUGUUUCGUCAAAGGUAAAACAUGAGUAUGUGAUAUCUGACUACUCUGUAGAACUUCCCGAAGAAACACCCAGUCAACAUGAAGACGGAGAAGUGUCACAAGGAGAGGCUACUCCUCCUAAAAUCGUUCUCAAAAAGAUUCCAAAGAGGAUUCUGAAACAGCCCAGUGAGCAAACCUCACCCUGCUUGCCCACUUUGUCCUCAUUUGAGGAAAAUGAUAAGGUGACGCAGUACACCUUUGAAAUUGUGGAAAAGCAAAGUCUUCUAGACGUAGAAGGGAACACUGAACUUGAAUCGGUUGAAACUCUUCAAGGGGGACCAACAAAACCAGCAGCCAGCAGCACAAACUACGACGACGCCAUGCAGUUUCUCAAGAAGAAGCGUUACCUUCAGGCUGCGAUGGCCAACAACAGCAGCAGUCGGGAUUAUGGCCUGAACACAAGCAGCAUCGCGUCUCAGCCUCCUGUUACACAAACGGUUGUGUCAACUGUCAUUGAUGAAACUGUCCCCGCCACCAUUCUGGAGCCUCAGCCAAUCAACACUGAACUCAAGACGGAGAAGAACGUUUUGCCUGAUGAGGUUCUUCAGACUCUGUUGGACCACUACUCCAACAAAUCUAACGGGCAAUCAGAUAUUUCUUUUAGCGUGGCUGAAACAGAGGUGACCUCAAGCAUAUCUAUUAAUUCCUCCGAAGUUUCUGACAGCAGCCCUGUGGAGAGCCUCGGAGCCUCGAGUACCCAAGCCCAGCCACCUACGGAGAAGGUCAGCCUCUUGCAAGAAUACUCCAAGUUUCUCCAGCAAGCACUGGAGAGGACGAGUCAGAACGACAGCUACCUGACCAGCCAGAGCCUCAGCUUGGUCGCCGACAACCCCACGUUAGCCGGGCAGCCUUUGUUCUCCACAGAGAAACAGUUUCCCUCACCCAGCAGGUUCAAAUCAGGGAUGAGCUCUCCACUAAGGUCCACCUUAGAGAAACCUCACUUUGGAUUACUGGUGGGAGACUCCCAACACUCGUUUUCAUUUUCAGGUGACGAGACCACCCCCCCCUCUGCUGUCUCCCCAGCUGAGGAGGACUUUCUGGAGCAGGUCUCGCCCUCUAAAAAGACUGACUCCUCACAAGGGAUACUGCAGACUUUCCAGAUAAGCUCUUUCGAGCAGAACUUCAAAUCUCAUUUCCAGACGUCCAGAUCUGGAUCCUCCUCGCAGUUUACUGUUGCCAAUGGACAAAUUAGCGUUCGAGGACACAGCACAGACUUCUCCGAUUUCCCUUUAGUGCGAGUCACUGAAACCAGGUCUCAACUGAACUCCUCCCCUGAUGUUUCGACCAGUGAAUCCUUUGGCUAAAGGAAAGUUUGGGAGAGUUACUUCAGAAGCACUUUACAUCAUCUCGUGUUUUGCCAAAUUGAGUCCCAUCGCAAAUAUGUGGUCUUUCGUAAAGCAGUUUGAAAAAAUAUUUGUUUGUUUUUCUUAACUUCUCUUACAACAAUAAAACAGAUAUUAUUUGCUAAAAGUCACACCAUAAUUACCAUCUCCCCUUUUGGAAAAAAAAUGAAUAUAUAUAUAUAUAUAUAUAAUAUAUAUAUAUAUAUAUAUAUUGUAGUGGAAUGUACACUAAAAAAUUAAGUGACCAAAGUGUAAUGCAAGAGAUUCAUGAAUUUCUCAUACCUUUACUGCCAUAGUUUAUUUUUAAUGUUGGUGUCAGUUUGCCUUGCUCUAAAAAAGAAAAAAAAAAGAAAAAAAAAAAAGUCUUGCUGCUUAAUGCAAUAUAACCAUUUAAAAUAUGUCGGCUAUAUAUAUAUGUAUGCCUUUUUGUUGUUACUGCAGCUACCUCCCCAUGCUGUUUACCUGUUGAAACCACUGAACCUGUAGUUGACAGUAAAACCCCCCUUUUUCCUUCUAGCUCUUAAACGUGAGCGUCCCAACACCAUAGCACAAUCAUUCUUCACUUUAUGUUAAAGUCACUUUAUUUUAAGCUAUCACAAAUAUUUCGACAGGAUGUGUGUAAUCAAAGGUACAGGACUAAUUAUAGUUACUUGGUCUGCAAUCCAGCUCAUCCUCAGUUCACAGACAGGGUCUAAUUUUGUUAGUUUUAAUUGCUGUUAAUUUUAUUUUCUGCGUUGCUUUCAUAAAUUAGUUAAGAUCACGUGGCACUGAUUUUACAAAUGCAACGCUUGCGCUUUAAAGGCUGUGUAAUUAAAAAGACUGGGCUCUGUUAAAUUGAAAACUUUGUUAAAAACAAGUUUUUGUAUUGCUUAAUUUUAAUUAUUUUUUUUUGCCUGAAAUAGCUGCACAUAUAUAAUGGCUUCAAUCUUUUUUCCUUUAGUAGUAUCAGGAUUGUGCUUAGCAUUUGCACAAUUUGCACGUUCUGCAUUACAGGGAAUGUAAAGUGCACAGUCAGAUAAAGAAGACCUUUUUAUUUUAGAUUUGGUUUUGGGUAAUUUGAAAUUACAGUUUUUGCUCUUAGUUGCUUAAAAGGAUGGAUCCCUUGUCUUUGCAGUUUGGGUACUUAGCAGUAGUUCUUGCAAGUCAUACAGGUUUUAGGGGAGCAGCCUUAUACUCAUUGAACAUCAUAGUUUUAUUGAAACUAAAUUAUAGAAAAUACAGCACAGGUGGAAAUGAGGAGUUUAGUUUUACAGUAUCAUUCAUUUUGCUUUUGUGCCUUUUUUUUUCAAAUUUCAGCACUUCUUUUUAAUCAUUCCGACAAAUGUACUUAUUUUUACUCAGCCUGUGCUUUGAGGUUAUUAAUUUCUGUUGCACAAUAACAAAAAACAUAAACUUUGAACUUAUUCACUCUGCAAUAUGUCAAACUGUGGGGAAUAAAAGUCUGUGUUUCAUGUUUGAUUAUUUUAAAGAUUUUGAACAAGAAAAUCACUAAAUUUAAAUCUAUUUUGUCGUUGGGAGGAAAUUGCAUUUCCGUGACUUUGCUGCAGUAUGUGUAGAAGUUUCAUGUUAGAUCUGUCUUUUGUUUGCUUGUUUUUUUUUUUUUUUAAUCAGUUUUGCCUGUUUGGUAGAUUUAAGUAUUCUAUCAGUCCCUAUUUGAUUAUUCUGGCCAGCCAUCCAAAUUCUUUUUUCUCUUCGAUGCAAAGAAUUGGACCGAUUCCUAUGAAUUUAACCGUGAUUUCCCAGGGACAUGGGCCGGAAUACAACCAGACUAAUAUCAACAAAAGAAAUCCUAAAUGGCAUGCAGUAGAGCAGGAACGCCGGCAAUGACUGUUGUCAGCCUUGCAGUCAAAACUUGUUGAUCAAAGGUGUUAUUAGCAAUUCUGAAACCAUAUUGGUUGUUCUGAAUAUUGGCUCUGAAAGGCCCCUGCAGGAGUCAUCACAUAAAGCCCGUGCCACGCUGUUACGCUGCAUAAUGUCCAGCACAUGCUGGACUGGUGGAAGUGGCUGUGAAUUGGAGGGCUACACCGGAUAUAUCCUAGGAAAUAGAAUUUUUUUUCACUUUGAUGGCUGGUCGUGCAGUUAAAACUUAGUGAGUUAUGAUGAGUCUAAUCUGUCACACUGUUGCUUGCUUUCUGUGUGUACAUAUAUAUGUGAUGUCUUGGGCGCCAUCGUGGUUAACUCUGUCUAAUAAGCGCCACCCAGUUCAGAACUGGUGUUAAGCUCCCACUGACAAUCAGGGACAAACAGCACCACAUUAUUCAUGAACUCCUUUCUUCUUUUUUAUUGAUAAUUUGAUCUAGAAUGUAUAGAAAAUAUCCUGCUGUAAAUACAUUGUAAAUUUUUAUGUUCUACAAAGUACUGUUUAUCUGGAAAGACGAGGUGUGUGCAAAGGACACCUUGUGUCAGUGAUAGGCAUGUUUUGAAGCAUUUCACAGAUUCGUAAAUCCUGUUAUCUGACAAGAUAUGCAGCAGUAUCGAAACAAGUGAUACUUUUUAAAAAGGUUUAAGUGCAGAUUUAUUCAAAUGUAUUUUUAAUUUUUUUAGUUUUAGAUUUAUGCAGUUGGAUACGCACUGCUGGGUUUCACUGUAGAAAAAUUUAUAAAUGAUGGAAGUUUUUCUUCAAGAAAAUUCAAGUAUGACUCAGCCUUGAUUUUCCUAAUCAAAUAUUUAACCUCAGCACCAAUAAGCAGCUCAAAUUCAUGUCAGUUAAAAGAAGCGUUGGUUGACUUAUCACCAAAAGAUAAUGGUCGUUUUUCACAAGCUACCCAUUUCAUUGUAAGCAAUCUUAAAAAGCACAGUAUACAUGAGUAGUCCUGCUUUUGUAAAUGUCACCUGAUUCAGUUCUGGGAAUUGUAUUUUUAUUUUUAUUUUUUUUUUCAUUUUGUUUGAGAAUCUUUAAUCCGAAACUGUCAGAUUCAUGAGUAAUGGAAACAGUUCUGUUGUGUAUUUUUCGCUUUGAUUAAAAAUUGUCAGUCUCAUGGCCAUAAGUGUCCUUGUAUAAGCUAGAAAAAAAAGGUUUUGUGUAAAAAGAUCAGAAUUAUGAAUUUUUUGAUAAACUAUUUUUGAAACAUGUCAUAUAAGGCACUGAUAUGUACAGUACACCAUAUGGAGUCACUCUUGCUACUCUCAUGUAUCUCUGUAUAAAUCGUUUGUGUCGAGAUCUUUUAAUUAGCCCACGGAUGAAAAUCUGAACUUUUACUGGCAUUUUCAUACUUUUAAAGAAUGACUAUGAAGCAUCCUGCUUCACUACGGGGUUGGCCUGACAUGGGGUUGAUUUGCAUGGAUCUCUGACAUGUUGGGUCGAGUGAAGUUGUUUUAUGAAUAAUGUGCAGCUUUAAUUGUAGCUGAUUAAUCAGUAAAGUAACCCCAUAUGAUUAGAGGUUUUUUGUUUUGCAAUAUUUUAUGAUUUGUAAGCAAUCUGAUUAAAAUGUUUUGAUUGUUGUGUGUCACGUCCUUAUGAAUAAAGUUAUUCACAGUAUGUGAGCUUGAAUCAAC